Setaria italica (foxtail millet) is the source of this 1172-nucleotide messenger RNA. RefSeq names its product ELMO domain-containing protein A. The transcript is spliced from 8 exons. The record is from RefSeq and is a predicted model, not a curated record. Lineage: Eukaryota; Viridiplantae; Streptophyta; Magnoliopsida; Poales; Poaceae. The coding region runs from base 1 to 708 and encodes 235 amino acids.
AUGGUUGGAAAUAGGACAUGGUUUGGAGGGCUUUUCAACGGCUCAGGCAAAAGGCGACAAGUUAGUGCAGAGAAGAUAGUGUUUGAUCUGACCCCUCUUCAGGAACAGAGAUUGCAAAAGUUGAAGGAAAGGCUAAAUGUACCUUAUGAUGAAACUCGAGCAGAUCAUCAGGAAUCACUUAGGGCUCUUUGGAAUUCCUCCUUUCCUGAUACAGAGCUCACUAGCUUAGUUUCAGCGCAGUGGAAAGAUAUGGGGUGGCAGGGCGUGAACCCAGCGACUGAUUUCAGGGGCUGUGGAUUUAUUUCACUUGAGAACCUUUUGUUUUUCGCUAGAACAUAUCCGGCUCCUUUCAAGAGGUUGAUGCUGAAGCAGCAAGGAAUGCGAGCCGUAUGGGAGUACCCCUUUGCGGUUGCAGGUGUAAACAUCUCUUACAUGCUGAUUCAGCUGUUGGAGCUCAACUCAGCGCGGCCGAAAUCUUUGCCAGGGAUUAACUUUAUCAAAGUGUUGACAGAACACGAGGAUGCAUUUGACGUGCUAUACUGCAUCGCUUUCGAGAUGAUGGAUGCUCAGUGGCUAGCAAUGCGAGCAUCGUAUAUGCAGUUCAAAGAGGUGAUGGAGGCCACAAAGCAGCAGCUGGAGAGGGAGCUCUCCCUGGAGGAUGUCCAUGGCAUCCAUGACCUCCCAGCUUACAACCUCUUGCACAAAUAGUAGGUAGACUAUUCCAUAUGAUCCAGUCAAGGGAAAAUGAAACACAUGAUGAUCAGAUCAGCUUCAGCAUCAGCCUGUAAAAAGAGAAUGCAGCAUCCACACUAUACUUUCAGUGUCCAUCUCUUGUUGAUGAUGGAAAUACGACGCAGUUUUGCCGAGGAGCCAGCCUAUACUAGGGAUACACACAUACUGUGUGUGUGUGUGUGCACAGUUGUGCAGUGUAUAUAUCGCAGGGAUUUAUUGUACAAGAGCAAAUGAUGCAAACUAAGCUUCUGUUGAGGUCAAGUUGUUUGCGUUUGCAGUCAUGUGAAGAGAAGGAGCCACUUGCUGUAGUUGUUUGCUUUGACUGGAUCCGUCCAAGCAUAUGCAUAUGCUAGCUAGCUACCGAUCCAAUGAUCAGAGGCCCAAUGCAAGGACCGACCUUUUGUGCUUGGUUGAUUGUGUGUGUAUGCAUAAAGAUAUUA